ACAGACAGAACCUGGAGGCUAGGGAUGCAGGCAGCUGAGAUAGCUACAGGCCCAGAGGUGCUAAGGGUGAGAAGGCGUAAUGAGUCUUCUCGAUUUGGACCCCUCUAGGGGGCUUACCCUGGGGACACCCAGGAGGAGGUGAGAGGUAGGCUGGGAUGUGGGAAACAGGUCCUCACCAGCCCAAUGGCAGGCUGCAGUGUUCCUGCCAUCAAACCGGUGCUGAGCUUCAGCUAGAGGGCUGUCAAUGGGGAGAAGGUACUGCUGGGCUCCUGGCCCUGCCAGGUAUCCCUGCAGGACAGCAAAGACUUUCACUUCUGCGGUGGUUCCCUCAGCAGCCAGGCCUGGAUGGUCAUUGCUGCCUACUGCAAUGUUGUCCACUUUGUCAUCCUGGGCGAGUACGACCCAUCAUCCAGUGCUGAGACUUUGCAGGUUCUGUCCAUCUCUCGGGCCAUCACGCACCCCUCUUGGAACCCCACCACCAUCAAUAAUGAUCUUACACUACUGAAGCUCGCCUCCCCAGCCCAGUACACAACAUGUAUCUCACCAGUUUGCCUGGCUUCCUCAAAUGAGGUGCUGCCUGAAGGCCUCACGUGUGUCACCACUGGCUGGGGCCGCCUCAGUGGCAUGAACAAUGUGACUCCGGCAUGCCUGCAGCAGGUGGUUCUGCCCCUGGUCACCGUGAGUCAAUGCCAGCAGUUCUGGGGCUCACACAUCACCAACUCCAUGAUUUGUGCAAGUGCUUCAAGGGCCUCCUUGUGCCAGAAUGACUCCAGAGGUCCUCUUAUCAGCCAGAAUGGGAAUGUGUGGGUGCUUACUAGUAUUGUUUCCCGGGGCACCAGUGACUGCAAUGUGUGUGCACCUGCCAUGUACACUCAGGUUAGCAAGUUCAGCACCUGGGUCAAUCAGGCAUAG
This is a messenger RNA of Vicugna pacos (alpaca), 912 nucleotides long. RefSeq names its product chymotrypsin like (gene CTRL). NCBI's taxonomy places the organism in Eukaryota, Metazoa, Chordata, Mammalia, Artiodactyla, Camelidae. Gene Ontology annotation, biological process: proteolysis. Gene Ontology annotation, molecular function: serine-type endopeptidase activity. The record is from RefSeq and is a predicted model, not a curated record.